Molecule: messenger RNA, 1557 nt
Organism: Propithecus coquereli (Coquerel's sifaka)
Lineage: Eukaryota; Metazoa; Chordata; Mammalia; Primates; Indriidae
Gene: ZNF627
Product: zinc finger protein 627
Exons: 3
Coding region: 148-1557 (469 amino acids)
Biological process (GO): negative regulation of transcription by RNA polymerase II
Molecular function (GO): DNA-binding transcription repressor activity, RNA polymerase II-specific
Source: RefSeq, a predicted model, not a curated record
UUUGUUUCUUGCGCCCGCCCCCCUCAGGCUCCCGUCUCCGUUUCCCCGGGAGGCCCCGGUGUCUCUGCUGCAGUCUCUGUGGCGCCGUGACCUGCACCGGUCGCGGGAGCCGCAGGGAGGACGCCGGGACACCCCGGGAGCCGGGAAAUGGAUUCACUGGUCUUUGAGGAUGUGGCUGUGAACUUCACCUUGGAGGAGUGGGCUUUGCUGGAGCCUUCCCAAAAGAAUCUGUACAGAGAUGUGAUGCAGGAAACCUUCAGGAACCUGGCCUCUAUAGGUAAGGAUGGCAACGUUCCUUCACUUAGUAAAUUAGAGAACAAGAGUCAUAUUCCAGAGAGACUGUGUGAACGUAAGGAAGAUAGUCAAUGUGGAGAAACCUUCAUCCAGAUUCCAGAUCACGUUCUGAACGAGAAGACUCCUCCUGCAGUAAAACCGUUUGGAAGCAGUGUGUGUGGAGAAGUUGGCAUGAGUCAUUCAUCCCUUAAUAGGCACAUAAGAGCUGACAGUGGAAGGAAACCAAGUGAGUAUCAGGAAUAUGGAGAGAAGCCAUAUAAACGUAAGCAGUGUGAGAAAGCCUUCAAUUAUCGCCACUCCUUUCCAGUACGUGAAAGGACUCAGUCUGGAGGGAAACCCUAUGAUUGUACGGAAUGUGGAGAAACCUUCAUUUCCCUCGUAGGCAUUCGAAGACACAUGGUGACGCACAAUGGCGGUGUACCUUAUAAAUGUAAGGUGUGUGGGAAAGCCUUUGAUUAUCCCAGUUUAUUUCGUAUACAUGAAAGAAGUCACACUGGAGAGAAACCCUACGAAUGCAAGCAAUGUGGGAAAGCCUUCAGUUGUUCCAGUUACAUCCGAAUACAUGAAAGGACUCACACUGGAGAUAAACCCUAUGAGUGUAAGCAAUGUGGGAAAGCCUUCAGUUGUUCCAAGUACAUCCGAAUACAUGAAAGGACUCAUACUGGAGAGAAACCCUAUGAAUGUAAACAAUGUGGUAAAGCCUUUAGAUGUGCCAGUUCUGUUAGAAGUCAUGAAAGGACUCACACUGGAGAGAAACUUUUCGAAUGUAAGGAGUGUGGGAAGGCCUUGACUUGUCUUGCAAGUGUUCGAAGACACAUGAUAAAGCACACUGGCAACGGACCUUAUAAAUGUAAGGUAUGUGGCAAAGCCUUUGAUUUUCCCAGUUCAUUUCGAAUACAUGAAAGAACGCACACUGGAGAGAAACCCUAUGAAUGUAAGGAUUGUGGGAAAGCCUUCAGUUGUUCCAGUUCCUUUCGAAAACAUGAACGAAUUCACACCGGAGAGAAACCCUAUAAAUGUACAAAAUGUGGGAAAGCCUUCAGUCGUUCCAGUUACUUUCGAAUACAUGAAAGAACUCAUACUGGAGAGAAACCCUAUGAAUGUAAGCAAUGUGGGAAAGCCUUCAGUCGAUCCACUUACUAUCGAAUACAUGAAAGAACUCAUACCGGAGAGAAACCCUAUGAGAACCCUAACCCUAACCCUUCAGUUGUCCCAGUUCCUUUCAUAAGCAUGAAAGGAGUUACACUGAGCGAAACUCUAUGA